Spirodela intermedia is the source of this 1989-nucleotide messenger RNA. Lineage: Eukaryota; Viridiplantae; Streptophyta; Magnoliopsida; Alismatales; Araceae. The record is from the annotation of a GenBank genome assembly.
AUGUUCCUCCUCCUAGUGGUCGCCUUCUCUCUGUGCCGCUCACUGCCGGCGGCGGCGGGGGCGACGGAGGCCGAGGCGCUCGUGAGAUGGAAGGCCAGCUUGGAUCCCGCGCCGUCGCUGGCCUCUUGGAGGCUGGGCCUCAACGCUUCCGCCGCCAGCCCCUGCAGCUGGUCCGGCAUCACCUGCAACUCCGCCCGCAGCAGCGUUGUCGGGAUCAAGUUGGCCGACCAUAAGCUUACUGGAACCACGGCUAAUCUCGAUUUCCCGUCGUUACGCAAUCUCAUUCGCCUCAACCUCGCCAACAACAAGCUGACUGGUUCCAUUCCCGCCAACAUCUCGGUGCUGUCCAAGCUCUCCUACCUCGAUCUGAGCAACAACUUUUUCAACGGUACUCUGCCCCCGGAGAUCUCUCAGCUCUCGGAGAUCCUCGAGCUAGACCUCUCCCAUAACAAACUCGGGGGACAGGUCCCGCGCCAGAUAAGCCGUCUCCGCAAGUUGAGCUACCUUGACCUCUCCCAUAACGAAUUCACCGGCCCGAUCCUUGACACAGUGGCCGGAAAUCUGACGAUGCUCGAGAUCCUCUACCUCUACGAGAACAAGUUCACCGGACAAAUACCGAUCUCCAUUUCCAGCCUUACCAGGCUUGAAGAGCUCAGUCUCGGGGCGAACAACUUCACCGGGGGGAUUCAGCCUUCUCUGGGUUCUAUUCCCGGCCUUCGGAUACUAGAGCUCGACCAAAAUCCCUUGGGCGGCCCGAUCCCUUCUUCCUUGGGGAAUCUCCGGCUGCUCGAGAACCUGGUUCUCAACAAGGCCGCAUUGAAUUCUUCCAUCCCGACAGGUCUGGGAAGUUGCAGGAACCUUAGCUACCUCGAACUGUCCGGCAACCAGCUGACGGGAGAGUUGCCGCUUUCCCUCGCGGGCAUUGGGGCAAUGUCGGAAUUCGGCGUCUCGGACAAUCUUCUCUCCGGCGAGAUUCCGGCGGUCUUCUUCCGCAAUUGGACUCUCCUUAGAUCAUUUCAAAUUCAAAAUAAUUCCUUCACCAGUCUGAUUCCUCCCGAGAUCGGACUGGCGAGGAGCCUCACGACCCUGUUCCUCUACUCGAACAAGCUAACAGGAUCCAUCCCCCAGGAGAUCGGGAAUUUGAUAAAUCUGGAAUCGAUCGAUCUCUCUGACAACUCGCUCAGCGGACAGAUCCCACCUACCAUCGUAAAGCUUCAGCGGCUUACCAAGCUGCACCUGCAAGUAAAUAAUCUCACGGGCCCGAUCCCAGAAGAUAUCGGAAACAUGACGGCUCUCCAGUCAAUAGACCUCGACACCAACCAGCUCAGCGGGGAGAUUCCCACAAGCAUCACCAAACUCAAGAAUCUUUAUUUCUUAAUCCUUUACAAGAACAGCUUCAGAGGCAGAAUCCCACCCGAUUUGGGGAAGAAUGGGCUGUUAGCCAACGUGAGCUUCUCGAUCAACAGAUUAUCCGGCGAACUGCCGCAAGACUUGUGCAAAGGCUACGGGUUAGUACACUUCACUGCAUCCGAGAACAACUUCACCGGACGACUCCCAAGCUGCCUGCGGAAUUGUUCGAAGCUCCAGAGGGUCCGCCUGCACUCGAACCGCUUCUCCGGGGACAUAGCGGAAGCAUUUGGCGUGCAUCCGGAGUUGCGGUACCUGGAACUCACGGGAAACCAGUUGACCGGCGAGCUCUCGCCGGAUUGGGGACGAUGCGUGAAGCUCGAAUCUCUUCUGCUUGGUGGCAAUAGAAUCACCGGGAAGAUCCCUUCGGUGCUUUUGAGCUUGCCAGAGCUACGAAACGUGGAUUUAUCUUCCAAUCUCCUCACAGGAGAGAUCCCCCCCCUCCUGGGCAAUUCGAGCAAGGUGUUUAGUCUCAACCUGAGCCACAAUCGGAUCUCCGGCGAGAUUCCUCCGGCGAUCGGCGACCUCUCCGAGCUCCAACAGCUGGAUUUAUCCGGCAACAGGCUUCUCGGCUUAAUUUAA